Penicillium olsonii is the source of this 729-nucleotide messenger RNA. The record is from the annotation of a GenBank genome assembly. Lineage: Eukaryota; Fungi; Ascomycota; Eurotiomycetes; Eurotiales; Aspergillaceae.
AUGGCAUCUCUUCCACAAAUUGCCAUCCCUGGACAGCGCCUAGGCUCCCUUUCGUCAUAUUCAGCCGGCCCCGGCACUCACGUCCAGGAAUCUUUCAUCUAUGCCUCCAUCGCGGGACCAGUGAUAGCAGACCCAGCUCAGCCAAAGAUCCAACCGAAGCCCACCCUCCGAGUCUCAAGAGUGAUCUCACCCAAAGAUUUGCAACCUCAAAAUGCCAGCACCUCCGAUGCCGCAAAGCCCAAACCCCGCUACAACACCUUACCAGCAAUUGAAUCCAACGUCCUCGCGCGAGUCACGCGAGUGCAGAAACGCCAGGCCAUUGUCUCGAUCCUUGUUGUCUUAGAUGAAUCCGAACACUUGACAUCAUCACAAACAGCCUCGGAUAACGACAACAUCGCUUCCAUCCUCACCUCCGCCGCCAACCCGGAGAACCACUCUGGCACUGACGACCUGCGCUUCCAGGCGCUUAUCCGCAAAGAGGACGUCCGCGCCGUUGAAAAGGAUCGUGUUGUCAUGGAUGAGAUGUUCCGCGUUGGUGAUAUCGUUCGCGGUUCCGUCAUUUCGCUUGGUGAUCAGAGUUCCUACUAUAUCACUACUGCGCGCAAUGAUCUUGGUGUUGUCAUGGCUCGGAGUGAGGCGGGUAACAUGAUGUUCCCAAUCAGUUGGAAAGAAAUGAGAGAUCCCGUCACUGGAACCGGAGAGCCAAGGAAGGUUGCCAGACCUUUCUGA